AUGCGUGUCCGGGGUAGCUCCAACACCUCCGCCAUGGCGGGACAGCGGCCUCAGGGCCGGCCCGAGGGCGGGACUUCCGGUCACCUCUCGCCAACCCGGAUCGCCCUCGGCCGGAAGCAGAUCCCGCUCUUUCUCAGCCUGCCGGAAGUUCGUUCUGGUUUCCCGGUGACGACAGGCGUCCCAAAACUUCCGGGACGGCGGGAUAGCGGGCUGAGAUCCGCCCCGGAAGUGGUUCGAAGGAGGCGGGAACGCGGUCAGGCUAGGCACCGAGAGGACCAUCAGACAGGAGGCGGCCAGCCAUGUUCCACUUCUUCCGGAAGUCCACGGAGCCCAAGAAGGGGCUGGGGCCGGGGCCCGGGCCAGAGAGAGAAGCAGAUGGCUUUGUUCUUUUGGGUGACCCAGCAAACGAGCAGAGGACGUCGCCUCGAAGUAGCCCCACAGCAGAAGUGCAACAGCCUUCAGAGACGUGGGAGACCCCCCUUGCGGGAGCGCGCCAGGCUCUCGGAAGGAAGAGGCAGCCCAGAGCUUGGAGGGCUGCAGCCUCGUGGCGGAGCUGCUCAGGGAUGUGCCCUUCACCUUGGCACCGCACGUGCUGGCAGUCCAGGGCACUCUCGGCGACCUUCCGCAGCACUUGCUGAGCUCCCGGGUCAGCGACGAUCUGUCGCGGUUUUGGUACGAUUUUACUCUGGAGAAUUCCGUGCUCUGUGACCCCUAGCGAGUGGCGCCUCCUCGUAUAAAGCCGUCCCUUGCUUCGUGCUCUCGUGUGGUUCUUUCCGUCCGCAACCCGGCGCUCGUCCACGUUCGGAUUUCUCCGUGUCCUCACCCUGCUCACCUCGGAACCAGCCCCUGCCACUGGAAGGACGAGACAAGCCUGGCGAGAGAUUGUGGAAGGACGGACGGGUGUCUGCAUGCCCUGGCGCGCUUCCCCUGGACAGAUCUCAUCUUCACCCUGGCUUUGGGGAGCUUGCAGACAAGGAAGUUCUUCUCCACGUCCUCCGGCCAACAGAUGGCCAGCGGUUCAAUCUGACCCACUGAGCCCAUCUGCCAGGUUCUCUUGGGACAGCCCCAUCUCUUUCUGUCUCCGUCGGCGUCUGUCCGUCCAUCGCUCCUUCCUUCCCCUUACCGGAUUUGCUUUUUCCCGGACGUUUCCUCUGCUGCUUCCUCAUGGGACAGAGCGCUGUACUGAGAGCCGGAAAGAACCAAGUUCAAAUCUGGCCCUAGAUACUUGUUUAGCCACAUGACCCUGGGCAAGCCACUGCACUGCUGCCGGCCCCAGUUUCCCCUGUAAAAUGGGGUUAACAAAACACGUGCCUCCCCAGGUGGUUGCUUCGCAGACCUUGGAGUGCCCUAAAUGCCUCAGAUGUUACCAGGGCGACGCUACGUCUGCCCCCAGUUUUUGCACGGCUCGGCUGCUCUGUCAGCCUCUCUGGAGCGAAGGAUCGCCCGUGGCCGAGGCGUCUAACCCCCAGGAACCCCGGCUUGUUCUUUCUCAGCCCCCGGCAAGGACUCCGCCGCCAUCGCCCCGUCCACCGACGCAGAGAUGGCCGGGAUCUUCCCGGGCUUCUUGCCGGCUUAAUCAAAUGACCCAAAGCGACUCCACACAAAUGGAGCAUUUACCGCGACCAAGUGGGCUCCUCGUGGAUUGGUGUGAAUCGCCGGAAAGCCGCCUCGUCCCGUGAAACGUGAGCCCAGAUGUGGGACGUGGAGGACCCGCCUCCUCUUUAGGUCAUCGCGACAGGAGCACUCUAGAGCCAGCUCUCGCGCGGCCCUUGUCUCGGGUGCCCCCCAGAGAGCCGCCUUUACACUUGGCCCGCUCUGUGCCGCUGUCAAGUGGCGGCUGUUUGCAGAAAACGUUGCUAACUCUAUUAAAAUGAGAAUUGACACGUG
This is a messenger RNA of Monodelphis domestica (gray short-tailed opossum), 1887 nucleotides long. NCBI's taxonomy places the organism in Eukaryota, Metazoa, Chordata, Mammalia, Didelphimorphia, Didelphidae. The record is from RefSeq and is a predicted model, not a curated record.